This is a messenger RNA of Seminavis robusta, 1323 nucleotides long. The record is from the annotation of a GenBank genome assembly. NCBI's taxonomy places the organism in Eukaryota, Bacillariophyta, Bacillariophyceae, Naviculales, Naviculaceae.
AUGUCAUCAUCAACAUCGAGGGUCAAGAUUGUCAUUGUGGGUGCCGGUCCUUGCGGUCUCCUAUUGGCGUGGAAUCUGUUGCAGCACAACGACAGUAAGACUUAUGACAUUUUUAUUGUGGAAAAGCGUUCCGAUCCUCGUUCCAAGACGGAUGCUGCCAGUAGUGAUCGAACCUUUCCCAUUGCCUUGCAAUCCCGUGGAUGGAAUGCUUUGCCAAAGUCCAUUCAAAGCACGCUUUCCAAUCAAGGCGUUUGGGUGGUGGGACUCUGUCUGCACGGCAAAAAAGGACGUCGGUUCAUUCCCAGAGAUAAACCAAAUCUAUCCAUUGAUCGCAACCAAUUGGCCAAAACAUUGCUCGAGGCAGUGGCACAAGCAGCAACUAGUAAAAGUAAGGUCCAAUUCCACUUUGACAGCGCCAUGGAAGAUUUGGAUCAUGACGCCAAGACCAUUUCGAUACGAAGCAACAAUACUAAUAAUGACACGACAACGACCACCACCACCCUUGCGUUUGACUACCUGGUCGCCGCCGAUGGAGGACGCUCCCAAGUGCGACAAGAACUUUGUGACAACAAUCUAUUGACGGCAGACAUCCAGGAAAUUCCCGAUGAUUAUCGAACCAUUCAUCUGUCACGAGCAGCUCCUAAAGUGGAACGCAUGGAUUCCGACAAGAUUCACGGUUGGAUGUUUCCCACGUGCAAAAUCAUUGCCGUUCCCAUUCAUCCGGGGGUAGUCAGUGGUGCCAUUAUUUUUGACAAGGGAUCCGAUCCAUUUGCCACCAUGACGGAACCCCAUCAAGUGCAAGAUUAUUUUGCCCAAUUGUCACCGGAAGAACUGGCGUUUUUGGUUUCCGACGAGGAAGCCGACGCCUUGUUAAAUCGUCCCACGGCCACACUACUCUCGGUACGGUGCAGUCAAUUGCACACUCCCCAUACACUCUUGUUGGGCGACGCGGCCCACGCCGUCUCGGCGUCGUGCGGACAAGGCUGCAAUGCCGCGCUGCAAGAUGUACAAGUCUUUUGCGACACGCUAGCUCAACAAAAUCACGAGUGGAAUAAAGCAUUGCCCGCCUAUACACAAGCACGCUUGGGAGAUGCUCAUGCCGUUAGUGAAUUGUCAGAUUACACCCAUCCACGGUCCGGAUGGCUCAAAUUCGAGUUUAUUGCCCGCACCAUUUUGCGCAAACUGUUGCCACUGUGGCUAGCCAAUUGGCUCUUGAAGCCACUGCCCACGGAAGUAUUGGCAGGGACGGAUAUCUCGUAUACGCAAGUGCUAGCGCAAACGCAAUGGUGGGUGGAUCGAGUCAAAAAACAGACACAGCAAUAA